Molecule: messenger RNA, 1004 nt
Organism: Phragmites australis (common reed)
Lineage: Eukaryota; Viridiplantae; Streptophyta; Magnoliopsida; Poales; Poaceae
Product: homeobox-leucine zipper protein HOX18-like
Exons: 3
Coding region: 93-788 (231 amino acids)
Biological process (GO): regulation of DNA-templated transcription
Molecular function (GO): DNA-binding transcription factor activity, RNA polymerase II-specific; sequence-specific DNA binding
Source: RefSeq, a predicted model, not a curated record
UUCCUGCCUACUCUCCAGUCUCCACAGCAAACUUCCUCUACAUCGGAGUCUAUACCACCAGGCUACUAGCUAUAGGUGCACUCUCGUACACCAUGUAUAGAGCUAGCGGCAUGGAGGAAGAGGAUUUCGGUGCAUGGCUUGUCCUAGGUACAGGCAACGGCUGCGGCGGCGGCGCUGCGAGGCGGAGCCACGACGAGCGGGAGUCCUCGGUGCAAUUCGGCGUGCUGUUUCCGCAGAGUGUCAAGGAAGAGAGGGGACGCGGUCAUGAAGGAGCUGUGAACAAGAAGGCAGAGAAGGGUGGGAGGAAAAGGUUGAAGAUCAUCGAUGACGGGCGGUCGCAUGGUCCGAGCCCGAGCGAGGACGAGGACGAUGGUGGCGACGGCGGCACGAGGAAGAAGCUCCGGCUCACGAAGGAGCAAUCGACCCUUCUCGAAGACACCUUCCGUGCCCACAACAUACUAUCCCAUGUUCGGAAGCAGGAGCUCGCGUGGCAGGUGAAUCUGACCCCGAGACAGGUGGAAGUGUGGUUCCAAAAUAGGAGGGCCAGAGCAAAGCUGAAGCAGACGGAGAUGGACUGCGCGCUCCUGAAACGGUGCUGCGAGGACCUCACCGACGAGAACCAUCGGCUGAAGCACGAGCUCAUGUUGUUGCAGCGGUCGGCGACGGUGGCCGGGCUCUACGUCCAGUUCCCGCGCGCCGCGGCCAUGGCGAGCAUCUGCCCGUCCUGCGAGAAGGUCACCGUGGUGAGCAGUGGCGAGACGAGCAAGAGCUCCAGCAAUUCCUCCUGAGCAGUUCGCAUUCUUGAUGCAUGGCGAGAUGAGCAUGUUUUGAUCUGCAGAGACUUCUUCAUGUGAGUUCGUGUAGACAAUUAGCGUGCCUGCUAAUAACUUUGAAUAGCCGUGAGUUAUUAGCGUGCUUGUUAAUAACUUUUAAUAGGGUUAAGUACAUUUACUUAACCCUCACGAGGCAGCGUGUUAAAUUACCUUCGGUUUUGUAAUAGCCGG